UUAGUCGUUCAGCAGUUCAGUUCACUUUGAAAAUUCUCCGAAUCAUGAAGCUGUUGAUCUUGAUUUUUGCGCUUGUCCCUUUUGUGGCCAACACCUUGGCCCUGAAAAAUGCCAUCUGUGGCCUACCCCAUUCCCUAAACGGCGAUGGCAGAAUCUCCUGUGAGGCCUAUAUACCCAAAUGGUCCUACGACGGCGAUCGAAACGAGUGUAUUAAAUUUAUCUACGGAGGCUGUGGUGGCAAUGAGAAUCGCUUCGAUUCGAGGGAAAACUGCGAAGACAAGUGUUUGCAAUAAAUCAAUAAAUCAAGUGAAUCAAAAAUUGAAA
Drosophila yakuba is the source of this 324-nucleotide messenger RNA. Its product is annotated as male accessory gland serine protease inhibitor. Gene Ontology annotation, molecular function: serine-type endopeptidase inhibitor activity. Lineage: Eukaryota; Metazoa; Arthropoda; Insecta; Diptera; Drosophilidae. The transcript is spliced from 2 exons. The record is from RefSeq and is a predicted model, not a curated record. Bases 45 to 293 code for a protein of 82 amino acids.